Striga hermonthica is the source of this 2286-nucleotide messenger RNA. The record is from the annotation of a GenBank genome assembly. NCBI's taxonomy places the organism in Eukaryota, Viridiplantae, Streptophyta, Magnoliopsida, Lamiales, Orobanchaceae.
AUGGAUGGAUAUGGAGGUGGAGGGGAUAUUCGAGAUUCGUCCAAGCUACAGCAUCUCGAAUCAUUUGCUGAGAAUCCCACAGGGAGUGCUGUAUUUGAUGCUUCCCAAUAUGAGUUCUUUGGUGGCGAUGUGGUUGAUGAAGUCGAGCUUGGAGGUUUAGAAGACGAAGAUGAUGAUCCUACUCCAGUUGGGUUUGAGGAAGAAGAGUUUCAGUUUGGCAAGGAAGAGGAAGAUGUAUUGGGAUCUCUGUCUGAAAUUGAUGAUCUUUCAUGCACGUUUUCUAAGUUAAACACAGUUGCUGGUGGGCAAACUAAUGCUGGAGUUAGGAGAGAAUGGGGAUCCAGAGAAAGUUCCUCUGCUUCCGAGUUGGCCCGAGACACUGAUUACAGUAAUUGGCUCGAUCAGCGUGCGUUUGACACCGAAACAGUUCAAGAAAGCCCGAAAUGGGCCCCACACCCAUAUUCUUCCUCAGCCCGCUUUAUCGAACCCAAUUCACUACACAGAACAUCUUCAUACCCCGAGCAACAGCAACAGCAGCAACAUCCACACCCACUGCAAGUAGGCCUACGCCACCAGCAUUCGAGCGAACCAAUUCUUGUCCCGAACUCACCAUUCACUUCCUACCCACCUCCCGGAGGGAGAUCAUCUCACCAAGCUUCACCCAAUGGCCAGUUUAGUAACAAUAUUCCAUUCCGCCCACAAAUCAAUUCUCAGCUUCAAAUGAGCGUCUCGCCCCAUGGGCCUCAGUUCAGUGGAAAUCUCAAUCUGCCUCAGGUACCACCUCAUGGCCUCUCACUCAACACUCAAAUCCAUAACCAACACUUGAAUCAUGCCGGUGUGUACCAUAAGAACGGUUUAAUGCCUCCUCAGAUGAUGCCACCUCAGCGAACUGGAAUGCAGCGUCCUUUCCAGCCGCCGAUCUCCCAUUUACAGACUCAAAUAUUAAACCAGCACCUUUCUGCAUCCCCACCGAACUUCGACUUGCUUCCAAGAGCUAGACAUUCCAUGAUUCGCCAUCCUCACCCAGGAGGCUCGAAUUGGACGAGAUUCAAGUCGAAGUACAUGUCAGCUGACGAGAUCGAUAACAUCCACAGGAUGCAACUUGCCGCAACCCACAGCAACGACCCGUAUGCCGAGGAUUACUACCAUCAAGCCAUCCUGGCUCGAAAAUCGGCUAACGCUAAACUGAGACAUCAUUUCUGCCCGACUAAUUUGAGAGACAAUUCCUCGAAACCUCAUUCGAGCGACGAGCCACACCCUUUCCUCCAGGUCAAUGCCCUCGGGCGAGUCUCCUUCUCCUCCAUAAAAAGGCCCCGUCCGCUCCUCGAGGUGGAAUCACCAAAUUUGUCCCAAAACAGCGGUGAAUAUGCUGAGUCGAAAGUUACUCAGAAGCCUCUCGAGCAAGAGCCCAUGCUUGCGGCCCGAGUGGCUAUUGAGGACGGUAUAUGCCUUUUGCUCGAUGUGGACGAUAUCGAUCGUUUUCUGCAGUUCAACCAACUCCCGGAUGGUGGGGCCCAGCUGAGGCAAAGGAGGCAAAUCCUUCUCGAAGGCCUGGCUUCGUCCUUGCAGCUCGUCGACCCUCUUGCUAGAAAUGGGAACACGGUGAAUUUAGCUCCUGGGGACGAUUUUGUUUUUUUACGAUUAAUCUCUCUUCCCAAGGGGAAGAAGCUCCUAAUGAGGUACCUCGAGCUCCUCCCACCGGGAGGUGAGCUCAGCCGAGUCGUGUGCAUGGCUGUUUGUCGUAACUUGAGGUUUUUAUUCGGGAACACGCCAGCCAAUCGAGAGCUGUCGGAAGUGGUCGCCAGCCUGGCGAGGGCCCUCUCAUUGUGCGUUCGGUUCUUGGAUCUCAAGCCACUUGCGGCAUGUUUAGCUUCGGUGGUUUGCUCGAACGAGCACCCGCCCCUCCGCCCUGUCGGGCAUUCGGCAGGUGACGGAGCUUCUGUGAUUCUCGUUUCGGUGCUCGAGAGGGCCACCGAGCUUCUGACGGGCCCACGCGCGGCGGAAAGCUGCAGCGCGCACCAGAGGGCGUUCUGGCAGGCAUCGUUCGAUGCUUUUUUCGGGCUGCUCACGAAGUACUGUUUCAACAAGUAUGAUUCUGUCGUGCAGCAAUGUUUAGCCGUGUCCUCGCAUGGCUCACCGGAUGAGUUGGCAAAGGCAAUCAGUCGGGAGAUGCCGGUGGAGCUCUUGCGGGCGAGCCUUCCUCAUACAAGCGAGCAGCAGAGGAAGGUGCUGCUUGAGUUUGCCCAGCGGUCAAUGCCCGUGAUGGGUUUUGGUGGUGGCUCGUGA